Ruditapes philippinarum (Manila clam) is the source of this 3044-nucleotide messenger RNA. Its product is annotated as transmembrane protein 138-like. The record is from RefSeq and is a predicted model, not a curated record. The transcript has 5 exons. Gene Ontology annotation, cellular component: cilium. Lineage: Eukaryota; Metazoa; Mollusca; Bivalvia; Venerida; Veneridae. The coding region runs from base 186 to 671 and encodes 161 amino acids.
GAUUAAAUCACCAUUGUAAACAAAAAAGAAAUUCAUGACAGAACGUGAGCAAAGCAAAGAUUUUCUUGCAAUUGGGAGCUUUAAUUUCGAGUUGAAUAAAAAUGAAACGCCCGUCAGGCUAAACAUAUGCUGUAAAGAAUCUUUUAUGUGGUAGCUUAUACAGAAAGGGGACUGGAACCAUAAAGAUGUUGGUGGAGAGAUACCGCCCUAUAUUGUACUUACAGUACUUGCUACUGUUUGUUGAUCUCUUCAUGAACUCAUUCAUAGAAUUACUUAGAUUUGAAAAUGUUAUUCUCCUAGUUCUACUUGUGAUUCAGGACGUGUGUAUAUUGUUUGCAGCAAUUGUAGUCUUCCUGUUAUUCUUCAACACAUUCAUAUUUCAAGCAGGUCUUGUUAACAUUCUCGUUAACAAGUUUCGUGUGCCAAUCACUGUCAUCUUUAUCUAUUUCUCCCUGUGCGUGGGACUUCAUGUCUGGUAUAUGACUGGACGUUGGAAUGAUCCAGAUGCCUAUAUUUGGAACAAUGAUGGUCUCAGGGCAUUAUUCAUUAUUCAAAGAACAGCGGCAGUAUUUUAUUACUACUUCUAUAAACGGACAUGUUUGAAGUUAGGAGAUCCGAGAUUCUAUCAGGAUUCAGACUGGAUCAAGAAAGAGUUUGAAAAAAGACGAUAGUGUUGAUAGAAUAGGAGAUUAAAGCUAGCAGUAAUAGAUAGAGACUUUUAAUGCAGCAUCAAUUAGUGUUAAUUUGUAACUUUAAUGUGCUAGCCAGGUUUUUAGGCUGUGAAAAAGAAUGACUUGCAAGUUGCCACAUGAGGUAGCGUUUUUGUUGGUUUAACCAUACAAGAUAUGCCUUCAAUACAUAUCAGUGAGGAUAUUACACAAAUUUUGCUGCCAAGUAUUAUAAAAUGUUAAACAAUGGAAUUUAUUAUGACAGAUAUAAUAAUGCUUAUUUACUAUGAUAUUUGUCAAUUUUAUAAUGUUCAGAUGCCAUAAAAAAACUUGAUGCAUGACUUAUGAAUGAUUGUUAAAUAGUUUCUGGAAUCUGCUUUGGGUCACAUUAGGUGCAAGUUUUUAUAGCUACUUGCAACAAAACAAAUUGAUCAGAAAUGCCUUAUGAAGUUAUGACAAUCUUUCUUUAAAAAAAAAAUAUCUGAGCCAUUUCAGUGGAGAAGAUCUGGUAGCAUAAUUUUAGACAUUGUUGGCUUUUCGUUGUUUAAAGUGACAUUAUGCUCAUAUUUUCAUUGUCAAGUUCAGCUGAGUUGACUUUAUAUUUCAAAAGAUUGACUGUUUAAAUGAUGUUUGACCAACAAAUUAUAUUGGAAAAUGUUUAGGAUAAAAUUUAAAAUCUGCCUAAAAUAUAAAAAGACUGCCCCACUCUUUUUAUAAAUUGAACGUUACAGGUAGAUUCUAAAUGAUAUUUACUGAAAUUGCGUCCGAAUCCGGUGGUUAUUUAUUGUUUAUGCAAAGUAAAUUAUUAAAUCAAAUGAAUGAUGGCAAAAUGAAAAUUUAUUUUGACUCUCAUCUGUUCACUCACAAUAUACCUUUAGAUGGGCAUAAUGUCUGAUGGUGAAUCUCUGAGUUUUUUCCCCAACACUAUUCCUUUCUUAAACUAGAUACUUUAGUUUUUCCUUUCUUAAACUAGAUACCUUAGUUUUAAGUUGAGUUUUUCAAAUUUGAAAUAUACAUGUAUAUGCAAGACUGACAAUGUUAACUUUUAGAUUAAAAUUAUAUUAUUGCAUAUUCAGUCAAAAGAUGAUCCUUUGAUUUUUUUUACACUGAAUGUAUGUACAGUGCCUGUAAGUUUAACACUUUUUAAUGUCUAUUUUACAAGAGUUUUAGAAUUAUUCUUUAGAGUUGAAAAGAAAUUCAAAGAUUGUAUUUAUUUGAAACAUACUGUUGUCAUUUUCAGUUUGAAAUUAAGGUAUACUAAUUUUAGUAAAGUAAAAUAUUUGCAGCUUGUAAAUAGAAUUCUAUUUCUUCUUUCAAUAGCACUACAGAUAUAAUGUUAUUAUCACUAUAUUUUCUAGUAAUUUUGUCAAAUUAUUAUUCUUAUGAUAUUUAGUUUGCCAUAAUAUCUGUGAUAGUUUAUUUUUUCCGUCCUUGCAUGUGCCUGUUUAACACAUAUCUGAAUUUGUCAUAUUUAAAGACUAAGAAAUUUUUUAGAGACAAAUGUUUACAUUUUGAUUGGGAACAUAAUUAUGUUUUUUUAAGUUUUCUUUCUUGAAAAAUAAGUUUGCCCAAAAAUUAAGAUUAAUCUCAAAACUCGGUUCUAAAAAAAAUCAAAUAUACAUGUCAGGAAGACGUACACUAUGUGUAGGCUGGAACAACAAUGACAUCUUGACCGUGGGAACCAAGAUGACAUUGACGUAUAAUCAUAUCAACGUCACUACCGCUUUACUUGUAUAUUAUUGUGAUAAUAAAAAAGAUAGAAACAAGACACAAUGCCAAGUUUAUAUAUCUAUACCCCACAGUACAUGUAACAUGUAUAUAAUUAUACUUUAAAACGAUUAUUUAUAAACAAACACUGUUUAGUUUAAUGUGGUUUCUAUCUAAGUGAUAUACAUGUAUGAUAAUUUCAUAUCAUGUUUUCAUUAUGCUAGUUGUAGGUUUAAGGUUACAGGAAACACUGCCAUGAAACUUUCAAAAUCAUUUUUAUUUCACAGAUUGACUUUCAAUGCCUUUAGAUUUUGUAUGCUGAAUCCAGUUCAUUACUGAUUUUCAAAUUUGAAUGUUAAAAUUUAGCGUACUAUUAAGAGAAAAGAAGACUGUGCUAAAGUGAAAGCUGAUAUCUUUACUGCAAGGCAAAGACCUAUGGUCCUCAUAGUUUGAAACAAUUUGCCAUUAGCUGCAUACUGUUAUUUUCUCUAUGACUAUAUAUAUAAAUAUAUAUAUAAUAUAUAUAAGAAAUUAUGUUGCUUUUAUUACAUUUGUAGAUAUGUGAAUUGUUUGUAAAUAAAGAGUUGUAUAUUAAAAUGUGUAAAUUAGCAUAAGCCUCUAUGUUUAUAAUUGAAUUUAGUAAUUUAUUAAUAAAAGGACUAAUCACAA